Salvia splendens (bonfire salvia) is the source of this 1838-nucleotide messenger RNA. Its product is annotated as ribonuclease III domain-containing protein RNC1, chloroplastic. Gene Ontology annotation, molecular function: ribonuclease III activity; double-stranded RNA binding. Bases 131 to 1708 code for a protein of 525 amino acids. Gene Ontology annotation, cellular component: nucleus. The record is from RefSeq and is a predicted model, not a curated record. The transcript has 5 exons. NCBI's taxonomy places the organism in Eukaryota, Viridiplantae, Streptophyta, Magnoliopsida, Lamiales, Lamiaceae. Gene Ontology annotation, biological process: regulation of gene expression; RNA processing.
UCUGUAUUCCAUCUUUUCACAAAAUUCCGUCCCUUAUCUCUGCAGCUACAAAAACCUCCUCAAUCAAUGGCUUCCCAAAUCCACUUCAAUUUCUCAUAGAAACCCAAUUCCAUCACCCCUCCCUCUUAAAAUGGAUUUAUCUUCAUCCUUCACGCCCACCAAAAUAGACCUCUCUUUCUCCUCCUCCUCACUCACUCUCUUCCCCUUCCAAACCCACUUCAAAAUCCCCAAAACCCAACCGAAUCUCCACAUUUUCGCCGUCUCCUCCGCCGAGCUCCCCCAAAACAGCCCCCAACGCCUCCUCAAAGAGUUGGCCGAGCGCAAAAAAGUAGUCUCCCCCAAGAAAAGGGCGCCCCCAAAACGAUUCAUCCUCAAACCUCCACUAGACGACAAGAGAUUAGCCGACAGAUUCCUCAACAGCCCCCAAUUAUCGCUAAAGUCCUUCCCUUUGCUGAGCUCUUGCCUCCCUUCGCAGCGAUUGAACAAUGCCGAUAGAACGUGGAUGGAUGAGUAUUUGCUUGAGGCUAAGCAGGCGCUGGGUUAUCCGUUGGAGCCCUCGGAAAGCUACGGAGACGAUAAUCCGGCCAAGCAGUUCGAUUCCUUGCUGUAUUUGGCGUUUCAGCAUCCUCACUGUGAGAGGACUAAUGUGCGGCAUGUGAGGUCAGGGCAUUCGCGGCUGUUGUUUUUGGGGCAGUAUGUGCUCGAGCUGGCGCUGUGUGAGUUCUUCUUGCAGCGCUAUCCGAGGGAGUCCCCGGGGCCGAUGAGGGAGAGGGUGUAUGCUUUGAUUGGUAAGAGGUUUCUGCCCAAGUGGAUCAAAGCUGCUAGCUUGCAGAAUUUGGUUUUCCAGUAUGAUGAUAUGGAUAGGCUCCUUCGCAAAGACCGCGAGCCUCCAGUGAAAUCUGUGUUCUGGGCGUUGUUUGGAGCAAUAUACUUGUGUUUUGGCAUGCCAGAAGUAUAUCGUGUUCUCUUUGAAGUGUUUGGGCUCGACCCGGAGGCUGAAGACUGCCAGCCUAAAUUAAGGAGACAGCUUGAAGAUAUAGACUAUGUAUCUGUUGAGUUUGAUAACCGAAAACUCAGUUGGCAAGAUGUUGCUGCUUAUAGGCCACCAGAAGAUGCCCUUUUUGCUCAUCCUAGGCUUUUCAGAGCAUGUGUGCCACCUGGUAUGCACCGAUUCCGUGGAAACAUAUGGGAUUUUGAAUGUAGACCUCAAGUGAUGAGAACACUUGGAUAUCCCUUGGCUAUGGUGGAUAGGAUACCUGAGAUAACAGAAGCAAGGAAUAUUGAGCUUGGCUUAGGGUUGCAGCUCUGUUUCAUGCAUCCAUCAAAACACAAGUUUGAACACCCACGGUUCUGCUUCGAGCGCUUGGAAUAUGUUGGUCAGAAGAUCCAGGAUCUUGUGAUGGCCGAGAGGUUGCUUAUGAAGCACAUCGAUGCUCCUGGGAAAUGGCUGCAGGAGAAGCACCGUUGUCUUCUGAUGAACAAGUUCUGCGGCAAGUUCUUGAGGGAGAAGUAUCUUCACCGUUUCAUCAUCUACAGCGAUCAGGUCCAGGACUCGUAUGAGCACAACCGGAGGCUCAGAAAUCCAGCUACAACCUCGGUUCAGCAAGCCAUCCAUGGCCUCGCAUACGCUGUUUAUGGGAAGCCAGACGUUAGGCGACUCAUGUUCGAGGUUUUCGACUUUGAGCAGAUACAGCCAAAGGCCGUAUGAACAAGAUGGACAUGGUUUAAAUCUGUAGUGAUAUGUAUUCAUACACCCAAGUUUCAUGAGCAAAAAUAGAUCGUGUACAGAUAACAUUUUGACCAUGUUAUAGAUUAUGGAUUAUAAUUUGCCACAAGUA